CACUGCGGUAAAUCACUUUCCUGCACACAAAGGUAUUGGUUUAACUGAAUUCAGUUAGUAUAAUAUGACAGAUAGAAUCAUCGUGUUUAACGCUAUGGCAGAUAAUGAGACAACAUAUGCACAAGUGAAUAAAACAGCUAAGAGUCCAACAAAAAAAUCUUCUGAGGCAUCUUUGGUAAAUGAAGGCGGAAUGAAGAAGAACUUCAGGCGAAUUGAUCUCAUAGCCACUGUCCAGCAAUUAGUUAAAAGCUCAAAAUACAACCGAGCACUUGAAUUGAUUAACGAACUUCUAACCCAACAAACAGAAGGAUGGGAUCGGCUCCACACUCUCCUAAUGAAGAUAGAAUGUGAGAUUCAAUCAGGAAGACGUGGCAUAAAGAAUGAUAUCGAAUUAGUCACAGAAUCAAUGCUGAUUUUGCGUCCAACCACAUCAGAUGUAAUGGACAUAGCGCAGGAUUAUGCCACUUCCAAAAAUGAAAUGAGGAGCAUUGCUUUAUAUAUGGCUGGUAUUGAGCUUUGCAAAAUUAACCUAUCCGGAGAUGCAGCUGUCAGAGGUAUUAAAUCGUGCAUCAAACACAUAACAGGGAUUGUAAACAGCGCAGCGAAAGCGGAUCCAAGCAUACUGAUUGUGAUAAAAGAAUCCAUAAUACCUUUACUGCUGGAUGGGGUGAAAACCAUGGACCAGAUACAUGGUGUUAGUCCGAAUGCGAUAACUGAGCAGAAAGCCAGGUGUAUGUUCAACGCAGGAAUUUGCUACAGAGUGGUUGGGGACGACGAGCUUGCUUUGAAGUCACACGAAAAUGCUGUCCAAUUGAUGCAAUUGGAAUUUAAGGACGAAGCAGUGCAUUAUCAAGUAUAUGGUCGCAGUAUAGCCGGAAUGGGCCAUUCUCAUCGAAACUUGAAAAAGGUUGAGAAGGCAAAAGAACUUUACCAAACAGCAUUAAUCGCUCUGAAUCACGCUACCGACUGGACGAGUGAAGAGCAAAAAGAUAAGGAAACCAGUAUACUGGAGAAAUUAUUGAACUAAUGAAGCUAUCACGCACUCUUUAUCUAUGCAAGAUCAGUUGAAAACAUUUGGAAACAUUAGAAUACUUAUAAUUAUUUGAUAGAAACUAUUAGAGCAUUAAUUGAAGCAUACUUUCCGAGGAAGCUCCCCAUGUUGUAUGGUUUCAGGUUUUACGCAAUGGGAGUCACGUAAUUGAGAAAUGUUUCGCUUAGAACUGGAACUCGGCGAACUGGUGCAUUAGCAAGCAUUCGGCGGAUUGAAUAACUGUACAUAUUUAUACUAAAUUUACGCACUUCUAUAUAAUAAUAUUUCAAAA
Molecule: messenger RNA, 1322 nt
Organism: Styela clava
Lineage: Eukaryota; Metazoa; Chordata; Ascidiacea; Stolidobranchia; Styelidae
Molecular function (GO): protein binding
Source: RefSeq, a predicted model, not a curated record